This is a messenger RNA of Dipodomys ordii (Ord's kangaroo rat), 1663 nucleotides long. RefSeq names its product gasdermin A (gene Gsdma). Lineage: Eukaryota; Metazoa; Chordata; Mammalia; Rodentia; Heteromyidae. The record is from RefSeq and is a predicted model, not a curated record. Gene Ontology annotation, molecular function: phosphatidylinositol-4,5-bisphosphate binding; phosphatidylserine binding; phosphatidylinositol-4-phosphate binding. Gene Ontology annotation, biological process: pyroptotic inflammatory response; defense response to bacterium. The coding region runs from base 3 to 1343 and encodes 446 amino acids. The transcript is spliced from 11 exons.
CAAUGACCAUCUUUGAAAACGUUACCCGGGCCCUGGCCAAACAGCUAAACCCUCGAGGGGACCUGACGCCGCUUGACAGCCUCAUUGACUUCAAGCGCUUCCAUCCUUUCUGCCUGGUGCUAAGGAAGAGGAAGAGCACGAUCUUCUGGGGUGCCCGAUAUGUCCGCACUGACUACACCCUUCUAGAUGUUCUGGAGCCUGGCAGCUCACCCUCAGAUCCAACAGACUCUGGGAACUUUGGCUUUAAGAAUAUGCUCGAUGCCCGGGUAGAGGGAGAGGUGGACAUGCCAAAGACGGUGAAGGUAAAGGGCACUGCAGGGCUGUCCCGGAACAGCACGCUGGAAGUCCAGACACUCAGUGUGGCACCCAAGGCCCUGGAGGACUUGCACAAGGAGAGGAAGCUGGCAGCAGAUAACCCGUUCCUGAAGGAAAUGCGGGAUCGAGGAGAGAACCUGUAUGUGGUCAUGGAAGUAGUGGAGACGGUCCAAGAGGUCACUCUGGAGAGAGCCGGCAAGGCGGAGGGCUGCUUUUCCCUCCCGUUCUUUGCCCCACUGGGGCUACAGGGCUCUGUAAACCACAAAGAGGCUGUGACCAUCCCCAAAGGCUGUGUCCUGGCCUUUCGAGUGAGACAACUGAUGGUGAACGGCAAAGAUGAGUGGGAUAUUCCGCACAUCUACAAUGACAGCAUGCAAACUUUCCCUCCUGGAGAAAAACCAGGAGAGGAGAAAUUCACACUUAUCCAGGCAUCUGAUGUUGGGGAAGCACAUGAGGACUUCAAGACACUCAAAGAAGAGGUUCAGAGAGAGACCCAAGAAGUAGACAAGCUGAGUCAAGUGGGGAAAAGCUCCUUGCUCAGCUCCCUCAGUAAACUCCUUGGGAAGAAAAAAGAGCUUCAGGACCUUGAGCUUACGCUUGAAGGGGCUCUAGACAAGGGGCAUGAAGUGACCCUGGAGGCGCUCCCAAAAGAUGUCCUACUGUCAAAGGAGGCUAUAGGUGCCAUCCUCUAUUUCGUGGGUGCCCUAACAGAGCUAAGUGAAGCCCAACAGAAGCUUCUAAUAAAAUCCACAGAGAAAAAGAUCCUACCAGUGCAGCUGAAGCUGGUGGAGAGCACAAUGGAACAGAAUUUCCUCCAAGAUAAAGAAGGAGUUUUCCCCCUGAGACCUGACCUGUUGUCCUCCCUUGGGGAUGAGGAACUGACCCUCACGGAAGCUCUAGUGGGGCUGAGUGGCCUGGAAGUUCAGAGAUCAGGUCCCCAGUACAUGUGGGACCCAGAUACCCUCCCUCGCCUCUGCGCCCUUUAUGCUGGCCUCUCCCUCUUUCAGCUGCUGACUAAGGCCUCCUAAGAUGCCUUUUCUGCCUACUUCCUGCUUUCUAGACCUUCUCAGUCUCAGUGUACCAUGUUCUUAACACCAUAUUUCAGAGCCACCAGGUUAGGGCUGAAAUCCUACCCUGUCACCCAUGAAAACCAAACCCACCUACCCCACAACCUGUCUCCCUCCAUGAGUCUUCUACCACCACAACCCACUCCAUAAACCCAUCUGCUGAUGCCUAAAUCCUGUAGACGUAGAAACACUCAAACCUUAAAAACUUUGAGCCAUUUCAACAACAAAAAAUAAUUCCUAUCCUAAUUCUUUGUACUUCCAAAAAAAUAAAUUUUGCUGCA